Messenger RNA from Adineta ricciae, 3996 nucleotides. NCBI's taxonomy places the organism in Eukaryota, Metazoa, Rotifera, Eurotatoria, Adinetida, Adinetidae. The record is from the annotation of a GenBank genome assembly.
AUGGUAGACAAAAAAGAUUUCACAAUAGACACGAAUGAAGGCAUUUUAUUUCGUCGGCAUAUUCGUCGAAUUUUACAAAACUUUCUUUUGGUAUGGCUUGACGCCGACAUUAACGAAACUAAACAUGAUUUUACAGCAUCAAUUCAACUGCUUCGACGUAUUGUAACAUCUAUCGCAACUUUUACUGAUGUCGACGAAUGUAUUGAUUACAUCACUGAAAUCGAGAACGAAAAAGUGUUCCUAAUUAUAUCUGGUUUUUUGGGACGACAAAUAGUACCAUUAAUCCAUGCAUGGUCACAAAUACAUUCGAUAUAUGUGCUCUGUGGUGAUCAGUCGAUUAAUAAGGAAUGGACAGAGAAAAUAUCAAAAGUAAAAGGUGUGCAUACCGAUAUGGAAUCAAUUUGCAAAUCCCUGCAGGUCGAUCGCGAAUGGUGUGACCGACAUUCGAUUCCGAUUAGUUUUCGCGGAAUUGAUCCAUUGUUUAUGUACACACAAUUGUUCAAGGAGGCACUUUUGGACAUUGAAGAUGAUAAGGAUGCAAGCAUCAAAGAGUUUGUCGAAUUCUGUCAGCUGCAAGAUGACAUUGCCGACGACACCAUUCAAAAAAUUCAAGAAGAAUACAGUCAUCAUACAGCUAUUUGGUGGUACACAGCACCGUAUUUUAUUUCGUCCAUGCUUAACAAGGGUCUUCGAUCGCUUGAUGUCGACAUACUACUAAAAUUGGGCUUUUUUGUUCGACAUUUACAUAGAAAUAUUGAAAAGUUACAUCGUGAGCAACAAUCGGCGAAAAGUGUUGUACACUUUAUUGUUUAUAGGGGUCAAGGUUUAUCGAUCGAAAACUUCGAAAAUAUGAAACAAUCAAAAGGCGGACUUAUGUCAUUUAAUAACUUUUUGUCAACCAGCCGAAAUCGAAAUAUUUCACUCCUAUUUGCGGAGUCGGCCGCACAGGAUCCUACUUUGAUGGGCAUUCUUUUUAUAAUGACAGUUGAUCCAACCCUAUGCUCGAAAUCAUCAGCACCUUUUGUUGAUAUUACAAACGAAGGUUUUUACGACAGUGGUGAAGAAGAAGUUCUUUUCUCCACGCACACUAUUUUCCGUAUUGACAAAGUCGUACCGAUAGACCACGAUCGAAGUGGACACUUAUGGGAAGUUUAUCUUACAUUUGCAGGUAACGACGACAAUCAAUUAAACUUAAUAACAGAGGAAUUUCGUAGAGAGAUGAACUCUGUGCUAAAAGGCUUCUCUCGAUUGGGCUACAUACUUAUCAAGCUCGAGGAAUCGGCGAAAGCGAUCCAACUUUAUGAAGUUCUUCUGAGUAGAACAUGCGAUAAGUACUGUCAAGUAGAGUACUAUAAUCAGCUCGGUUGGGCGUAUAAAAUCAUGGGUGAAUAUUCCAAGGCAAUUUGGUGCCACGAAAAAGCACUGAUGACCAGUGAGAAUGAUCAUUUUUUGGAUAUGAAAAGUUUGUCUACUAUCUAUACCAACAUCGGUCUAGCACAUAAUGAGAUGGCGAACUAUGAAACAGCACUCUUGUGGUACCAAAAAGCUUUAGAUAUUCGAAAGAAGAUUCAUCCUACGGAUCCCCUCGCCAUUGCUCACUGCUACAACAAUAUCGGCUUAGCCUAUUAUGGUAUGCAUGAGUACAUGAAAGCACUUUCAUUUUACCAAAACGAUCUCGAGAUUAGCCUAAAACUUCUUCCUUGUAACCAUCCUGACUUAGCUACUUCCUAUAUGAACAUAGCGUUAGUGUAUCAAGGCAUGAAUGACUAUCCAAACGCACUCUCAUCACAUGAAAAGUCGCUCGAGAUUACGAAACAAAUACAGCCUUCAAAUCAUCCGGAUUUGGCAGUCAGCUACAGCAAUAUCAGCUUGGUGUAUAACAGCAUGAAUGAUCACUCCAAAGCACUUUCAUAUCAAGAAAAAUCGCUCGAGAUCAGGAGACAAGUCCUUACCGACAAUCAUCCUUACCUUAUUCACUCGUACGUCAACAUUGGUUUGACGCACGUGGGUAUGGGCCAAUAUUUGGAGGCGCUUACAUGCUUUGAAAAAGCUCUCGAUAUUCAAAAACGAGUUCGAUCACCAAAUCAUUCUGUUUUGAGUGGUAUUUUGUGCAACAUCGGCGUAACUUACUAUAAAAUAGGCGAGUAUUCAAAAGCGCUUUCAUAUUAUGAAAAGUCUCUCGACAUUGCUAAAGAAACUCGUCCUGCGACUGAUCUUCGUCUUGCUCAAACUUACCACAACAUUGCUUCGACGCACUCUGAGAUGAAUGAAUACUCCAAAGCGCUUGUAUGGUACGAAAAGUCUCUCGAGAUUAAAAAAGAAAUUCUUCCUGCGCACCAUGUGCUACUUGCCGAUUCCUACAACGACAUCGGCCGAACAUAUGUCAAAAUAGGUGACUAUUCCAAAGCACUUCUAAAUUAUGAGAGAUCUGCGGAAGUUCUAAAACAAGCUCCUACUGUGGAAUAUGUCAAGCUAACUGAUCAUUACAAAAUAAUCGGUUCAUUGUGCAGUGUAACAGACGACUAUCCCAAAGCUCUCUUGUUCUAUGAACAGUUGCUUCAGAUUCAGAAAGAAGUUUUACCUUCGAAUCAUCCAGAACUUGCUGAUACAUACGGUAUAAUCAGUUUUUUCCACUACAAAAUGAAAGAGUAUUCGAAAGCGCUUGUAUCGUACGAAAAAUUGCUGGAUGUACUUCAAAAAGCUCUGGCUCCUAAUCAUCCAAAAUUGGUGGCCGUCCACAAAGACAUAGCUGCCAUACACUAUGAAAUGAAUGAGUAUUCGAAGUCGCUUCUAUGGUACAAAAAGGCCUUGGACGUUCAGAAUAAAAUUCUACCUAGCAAAAUGAACGAGCCUAUUGGAAUCUUGAAGCAGACUCUACUGCUGCUCGUUUUUAUUUCGUUAAUACAAGCUACACGUGCAGUCGUUAAUUACAAAUUAACAUCAGUCAUGAUGGAUUCCACAGGUAAUUUAUCACUGUGGGUUGGCAAACGUCAGGCAAGUAUUGACAUUUACACGGAUUGGUGCGAUGAUUCAUUGGACUCGUUCUUUCAUAUCGACAUGGACAAUGUAUGGAAUCGUAGUAUGAUCCCAUUCAUAACAUGGGAAAUAACUCUGUGUAACCAUACUAACGAAGACGAUCCUGGAAUAACGAAGAGAAUCAAUAACAAUACUUAUGAUCCGUAUAUUAAUCGAUUUGGUGAUCGUAUGAAACAAUGGUUAGCCGGUCCUGAUCAGAUAUAUGGAACUAGCGACGAUAGACGUGCAUUUGUGCGACUAGGUCAUGAAAUGAACGGAAAUUGGUAUUCGUGGUCAAAAGGUUCCGUUCCAAACGAUUAUGUUUUGGCAUGGCGUCAUACCUACAAUAUCAUUUCAAACAAAGGUAUAAAUACAACACGACUUCAAUGGGUUUGGAGUGUAGGUAGUGAAGACUAUGGCGAAUAUACAGUAGAAGACUAUUGGGUUGGAGAAAACUACACAAAUUGGAUAGGAAUUAAUGUAUUUAAUGGAGGUUCAAGCGCGAGUUGGAGUAAAUGGCGAUGGCCUCAUGAAAUUCUCGAUAAUAUGAUGGCUCGGUUAAACAAAUUAUCCUCAACAAAACCAAUCUCUGUGAACGCAUACGCAACAGUUGGUGUGCGAACAGGAAAUACUACAGAUGUGCAGGCAAAAAAUGAAUGGUUGCGUCAAAUGUGUGAUUACAUAAACAAUAAUAACAUUAAGAUGGCAUCGUAUUACAAUGUUGAUCAACCAAAUCAAGAUAAUAUGGUGUUUGGUGGUACCCAUGGUGAUGUUAUUUGGAACGGUUGUAAGGGAUAUUCAUCCUACAGAAAUUGUUUACAGUCCAAUGAUUGGAUUGAACCAGAUGUGACAAAUCCGAGGCUUGUUACUGAUAAGCAAUUUGCUGGUAUAUUAUCGAAUGCAAAAGAUAUUUGGAAAAAUCGAGGUAUUCUAAAAAUAUUCACGAUUCUGACAUUGUUUUUUCAGAAUAUGAUCAUUUAA